Molecule: messenger RNA, 6723 nt
Organism: Mobula hypostoma (lesser devil ray)
Lineage: Eukaryota; Metazoa; Chordata; Chondrichthyes; Myliobatiformes; Myliobatidae
Gene: abhd4
Product: abhydrolase domain containing 4, N-acyl phospholipase B
Exons: 7
Coding region: 446-1582 (378 amino acids)
Biological process (GO): lipid homeostasis; phosphatidic acid biosynthetic process
Cellular component (GO): lipid droplet; mitochondrion
Molecular function (GO): lysophosphatidic acid acyltransferase activity; phosphatidylcholine lysophospholipase A1 activity
Source: RefSeq, a predicted model, not a curated record
GUUAAUAAAUCAGUCAUAAUUGAAUGACGAAGCAGACUCGAUGGGCUCAAUGGCCUAAUUCUCUCCUGUCUUUCGCUCAGCAGGCCAGGCCGAACCUGGGGACACAGAAGCGGGGUUAACGGUCCGAAGACCCUCGAUCAGAAGGCAUUCCCUCGAUUCUUCGCCUUUCAUUUCAGAUUUUAAGCAUUUCCGGGGUUAGUUUCAGAAAUUGACAGGCGUUCUAGCUCCGCCCCGCUCUUUAAUAAUCAUGAGGCGACUAUCAGCUGACUGUCUGAAAGUUGCAUUCGUCGGUAGAGCGUUCGAUUUUAUUGAUAGCCAGUGUCCUGACCUUUCCUUUCAUUGACAGUGGGUGUCGAUUUCCAGUCGCUGGAUAACGUAGUGUGUUGUUGUUGUUCUUCUUCCACGGCCUCUCCGACGCCCAGAUUUCUGAUCAAAAGGUCUCCGAAUGGAAGAUGAUGCAGAGGCAGCGUCUGGGAACUGGUUGACCAGCUGGCUACCUGCCUGGUGCCCGACGUCCAUGACUCACCUACGAGAGGCUGAGGCGCGGAUCCUGCAAGGCCUGAAGAGCCCCCCCGAGUGCCGCUAUGUGAAGUUGCCAAGCUCCCACCAGAUCUGGACUCUGUCACUGGAUCGAGUUUCAGGUGCGGCGGGGGAGCAAACGCCACUGGUGCUGGUCCACGGUUUCGGGGGCGGUCUCGGCCUCUGGAUCCAGAACCUGGAGCGGCUGAGCUGCCGGCGCCGGCUGUUCGCGUUCGACCUGCUGGGCUUCGGCCGCAGCUCCCGUCCCAGCUUCCCGGUUGAGCCCGAGGCAGUGGAGGCUGAGUUUGUGCGCUCCAUCGAGGAGUGGAGGCAGCAGCUGGGCCUGCCCGCCAUGAUCCUGCUCGGGCACAGUCUAGGUGGCUACCUGGCAGCCAGCUACUGCAUCCAGCACCCCGACAGAGUGAAGCACCUGGUCCUGGUGGAUCCGUGGGGAUUCCCCGAGCGGCCGACCGACCAGUCAGAGGUUUGGAAGCCACCUGUCUGGGUGAAGGCGCUGGCUGCAGUCCUGGGACGCUUCAACUUCCUGGCCAUCCUGCGGGCUGCAGGUCCCUGGGGACCGUCCCUAGUCCAGAGGUUCCGUCCGGACCUGAAGAUGAAAUAUGCAGACAUGUUCCAGGAUGACUCCAUCCUGGAGUACGUGUAUCACUGCAACGCACAGACCCCCAGUGGGGAAGCGGCCUUCAAGGUUCUUUCAGAAGCGUUUGGCUGGGCCAAGCGGCCGAUGAUCGGGAGGAUUCACCUGAUCCCGAAGGACAUUCCCAUCACGAUGAUCUACGGCGCCAGGUCCUGGAUCGAUUCCAGCAGUGGGGAGCAGGUCAAGGUGCAAAGGCCAGACUCCUACGUCAGGACCAUGUCCAUCGAAGGAGCAUCACACCAUGUCUAUUCCGAUCAACCGCAGGAAUUCAAUGCAGUGGUCGCCGAGAUCUGUGACUCAGUAUCUGAGACACCGUCCACCCCAUCCCAAGCCUCACCUUCCCCUACCUCAUCCCCAUCCCCCCCUCCAACCCAUCCAUCAGUCACUGGUGAGCUCAUAACAAAGUGAGUCCUUGUGUCCCCUCCCUCUUCCACCCCUCCUUCCAUGAGUUACUAUGAACCUUCACCUUGGGGAUACUGACAGAGGCCUCUGGCCCAGCUAGGCUGCUGCUAGCCCAUCCAAUCUGCCAAUUAUGCCCCUCCCAGCCCCUCUGAAUAGAACUGGGAGGGGGUUGGGGCAUCAGAACCUUGCCCUCUCCCAUUUCUCAUUCCCCUGUCCCUCCUGCCUCCUUUCCCUUCUGCACACCUUAGCCCUCUCCCACAUCCUCCUAUUCACCUUUCCUUUCUCCUUUUGCUCUCCCUCCCCUCUUUCAGGGUGUUGGGGCUUAUUCCAGCCACUUCCCUGCCUCCCCUAUCCCAGCCUGUGGUGGAAAUCAGCCCCUCUGGUUGGAAGUCACCUCCCCAGUAGCACCCAAGUCCUCUCACGUUUCUCUCACCAGCACUCCAGAGACGGCCACCCACCGUCCCAGAUGGAUGGUUUGGGUGGCCCACGGGAUUGGAGGUGCGCCGAUCGAUUCUAUGGCCACAACCAAGGGAUUGCUGUAUGGACCGAGUUAUGGGGGUUGAGACCAGGCUGAGGAUUGUUAAGGCCGGAUAUCUGUUCCUUGACCAUACACCCCCCCCCCCACCCAUCUGGCUCAAGCUCUUCUAAUGCUCACCCAACCCCAUUCCCAGCCCUCUGCACCGGACAUUCCUUCUCUACGAGUGUUAUUUUGAACUGAGACAGAAUCUGUCAGUGAAUGACAUGACUCUGAAGCUGACACUACUGCCCGAUGAGUCUGUGCGGAUAUUUGCACUAAUCUACCCUCCUGGCCAAAUCCAGGCUCCCAACUGCCCCACCAAUUUGCCUCUCCCCAGAUUCUACUCCCCUUCCCGCCGUCUAUUGAGGAUUUACAGUGGCAGAUGAACUCUAACUCCCCUCUGCCGCAGCAGACUGGGACGCGAGUGGAGUCCCAUGGAGAGAGCAUGCAAACUCCACACCACAGUACCAGAACUCGGAAUGGAACUGGGUUUCCUCUGGGAAUUGGGGUGAGUUGCAGUGAAAAGCAGUGUUGGAUCUCCCUGGACAGAUGGUGAUAGGGCAUGUGGCGGAUGGCCAGUGCAUAGACUAAAUCAGCCCAUUCUACACACACCGCCCCAUUCCCCGCUGUACCGGGACGGAUUACAACCGUGGUGGAAGGGGCGCGAGGGAGAUUAUUUUCACCUGUUUCUGGUCUCUGUGGGGAAGACGAGCAGUGAUUUAAAUCUGAAGGCUGACGCACUGAAGAAGACUAGUGAAGACAACACAGGCUGCCGGAACAAGAUCCCCAUGCCGGCUGAGUUCAGCAACGGAUUACUUACUCUCCGCCCGUCCCGCUCCUCAUUGGAGACCCCUGUGCUGUAAAUCUCGUGAUAACGAUGUAUGUUUUGCCAGGAGUGGUUUCGGGGUGUACGUGGCCUAUCCAUCUCCCCCUCCCCCCAAAGACUAACAGGUUGCUCUCUCGUACUAGAGUGGGUGUACAGCGUCUCUUCUCCAGACCGUUCACAGUAACCUCUACUAGCCUUCCAUUCAUCUAUUUAUAACAAUAAAGUAGUUUCGUUUUGAGGAGUCGUCUUGUUUUUGUGGUAAAAUCGUCUCCCCUUUACCCCACUCACACGCAUAAGAAAACUACCGCUUGAUUUCAGUGGCCAGUGCAAAUGGAAAACGUGGAGGGAGGGAGGGGUGGGAAGAUGAGCAGAUCAGAAUCAAGUUCAUGAUCAUUGAUGUACACUCAGUGCCCACUUUAUUAGGUGCAUCUGCUCGUCAAUGCAAAUAUCUGGGUUCGCCAAUCACGUGGCUGCAACUCAAUGCACAAAAGCACAUCGACAUAGUCAAGAGGUUCAGUUCUUAUAUGGACCAAACAGCAGAAUGGGGAAGAAAUGAGGCCUUGGAAUUAUUGCUGGUGCCAGAGAGGGUGAUUAGAGUAUCUCAGAAACUACAGAUCGCUUGGGGUUUGCACAUACAAUGGUCUCGAGAGUGAUGAGAAAAGAAAAUAAACCAGUGAGCAGCCAUUUCUGUGGGUGAAAAUGCCUUGUUAAUGAGAGGUCAGAGAAUGGCCAGCCUGGUUCAAGCUGACAUGCAGGCCAUAGUCACUCAAGUAACCACACGUUACAACAGCGGUGUGCAAAAGAGCAUCUCUGAACGCACAACACAUCAAACAUUCAAGUGGAUGGACUACAGCAGAAGACCGAAAACAUAUCUAGCUAACAAAAUGGCCACUGAGUGCAGGUCAUGAAAUCUGUGACUUUGUGGCUGCAGUGCAAAAUAAAAAGUGAGGUAGCAUCAAGGACCAUACAGAAAUAUGGUGAAGGGAAAGGUAUUGUUCCUAAAAUGCUGAGUGUGGGUCUUCAGGCUCCUAUACCUCCACAGUACUCCAAAGGUGCUACCGAACAGUAGGCAUGUCCUGGGUGAUGAGGGUGCUUAGUGAUGGAUGCCACCUUCUGGAGACACCAUCCUCGAUGGUGGGAAGCAUUAUCGCUGGCUGAGUCUGCAGCCUCUUCUGGUCCUGCACAUUGGAUCCAGGUGAGGGGGGAGAUGAUAGGGAAAUGGAACCAGGUGAGCCCUGAGUGAAAGUUGAAAUGGGAGUCCGGAGGUGAUGGUGGAACCAGGUAAGGGAUGGAUGAUGAACAGGUGGAACUUAGAGGGAAAGGGGCAGAGCCUGGCUGGAUGACAAUAAGGUUAAACUACUAAGGGAGGUAUGAUGAACAGAUGUCAACAGUGGUGAGGCAGGUGAGUCUUUGUAACGAUGGGUGGGGGGGGGGAGAGAGAAGAGAGAAUGUGAGCAAAGGCUCAAGGUGGGAGACAUAAAGUGAUUGUGAAGAAAAAUUCAAAAAACAAGUAAUUGUCUGCUCCCUUUGUGACAGUGUUCCCUAGACACUCCAACUUCAGAGAACGUAUCCCUCAAACCAUCUUCACUCUCCAUAACGGUCCACACUCCCCAUUCACCAUAACUCAACAUUGAGGAGCAGGUGUACACAGAACUUGCUCAUAGUUGUAAGAGUAAUCACUGGGAGAGUUUAAUUUAAUCAUUAUUGACUGGGCCACCCAUUGCAUUAAAGGCUUGGAUGGGGUGGAAUUUUUAAAAAUAUGACCAGGAAAGUUUCCUGAGUUAAUAUAUAGGAAAGCAGGUGUGGAGGGUGGAAUACUGGGCUUUCUCUUAGGGAAUAAGGUAGGGCAAGUAGAUGAAGUGGCAUUCAGGGAGAACUUUGGUUCUAGUGACUAUAGUUAUAUUAGUUCUUAAUAUUGUGGGAUGAAGGACAGGUCCAUCGGUUAGGGUCUUAAAACAAGAGCAGGGCUAAUUUUGGGACAAGUAGUCAGCAAAUAGCAGAGGGCAGUUGGGUAAUCCUAUUUGAAGGGAAAGAGACGAUUGGCAACAUUAGAAGGUGUCUAAUGUUGCCCCAUUGUUCAGGAAGGGUAACAAAGCCAAGCCAGAAAAAUACAGGAUAGUCAGCCUGAUAUCAGUAGUGGUGAAGUUACUGGAAAGAAUUCUAUGAGACAGUAUCAAGCAGCAUUUGGCUAGGACCCUGAUCAGGAGUCAGCUUCGUGUUUGAUGAACUUCUGGUUUUUUUGAAGAGGUUAAAGAGGGGUCGGAGUAAUAGAUGUUGUCUAUUUGGACUUUAACAAAGCCUUUGAUAAGUUUCAGACAUAAAACAGGAUGGGCUUUUUAACCCGCAAUGUGCCAGCCUGUAUACACCUACUCCGUGAUCAAUGUCACACUUCCCACCUACACAGACCAUUAUCCUCCAUUUUUCUUACAUCUCUAAGUGUCUCUGUUGUAUCCACCUAUGCCACCACACCCGUGUUCCAGACACCUCAAGCAAAUUUUCCUCCACUCACAAAUGAUGUUAUCUGGCAUUGUCCAUCAUCACCCUUGGAUAAAGGUGUUGGCUGUCUGUUCUGCCCAUGCCUCUCAUAAUCUUACUUAUCUCUAUCAAGUCCUCUGGCAUCUUCCAUUGCUCCAAAGAGAAAAAGGCCCAUUUUGCUCAACCUUUCUUCUUGCUCCAGUGUUUCCUUGGCCCUAGGUUACUAACCUCUCACCCCCAUCUAGUUCAGGACUUCCACAUCUGGAUUCAUUGCUGUUAACAGCUUCCACAUCACAGUGCCAUUCUUCUAAACUCCAGCAGUUGCCCAACCUUGCCCAGUGUCUCUGUACUGAACAACUCCAUCUUCUGCAGUGAAUCAUUCAAACACAGAUAGUCGACGAUGUCUUUUACCCAGGGUACAGUAAACCAAAACACAGGCACAUAGUGAGAGGAGAAAGGUUUAAAAUGGAUCCUUUUCAGUCAAAGUGUGGUGAGUAUAUGGAAUGAACUGCCAGAGGAAGUUCUUGUCCUCCUUUCUACCCACCCACAGACAGUCCUGCAACCCCAGUACAGGCCAGCUCUGGAGCCUCCAGCGGACUCGCGGAUAGCGGCCUCCAAUGUCCCCAGUGGAUUUGCAGCCAGACUUGCCAACUUCAGUCUGCAAUUUUCAGUAUCGAUCCCAAACACUAAAGCUUGAAUUGGACACGCUGAAUACAAGAACCGAACUCCGGACUCAAUGACUCACAGACCUACAAGGUUACCGGUCCUCAUACCUUAUGCCCGCAUGGACCUCCGAUCCCAGUACCCACUGACUGUGUGUGUGUGUGUGGUGGGGGGGGGGGAUGAGAGAAACAGACUCCCUGACCUGGACAGCCAUCAGCCCUUGUCCUUGGUGAUCUUCCUCCACAGUGCUUACAGUUCCCACAUUCAGCCAUGGCAUGUGAAUGUGGACUGGAUCACUGCCCCGCCCCAUCUUAGAAGGACAUGGGCGGAAUGCAGUAAUUGGGACGAGAUGGGUAGGCACUGUGGUCUGCACAGGCUGGUCGGGCCAGAGGGCAUGUGUUGCUCUAUAACUCUGAGACAUCCCACAUUCAGUAACUGUCUGUCCCUGAGACACACACCCCCAGCUCCAUCGCUGAAACACAAGUUCCCAGACUCUGUAAAUAAACCCAUGUGGACUGCAAUUUCUUUCCUGAAUAUCCCGUGCAAAAGCACAGCCCUAUAAGGAACAUGAACCUGCCCUGAAAAUGGUUUCACAAGUUGACAAAACAAUGAGACAGCUGGGAAAACAUACUGCCGACAACUCCUCACACUGCAUUCAUCGUAGAG